AUGCAUGGUGCACCUGGAGCUGGUAAAACAUGUUCACAACACCUCCUACUUAAUGAGCCACCACCUGCACAGGCUACACCUUCCAACUGGACAUGGGGCCAAGGACUUUGGAAAUGGGAGAGGGUUGAUGAAAGAGAAUUACUUAAUCAGCUGGCAUCUGCACAAGUGGAUCAACCAACGUCUGAAAAAUUGCCUGAAUCACUGAAGAAAUCACCCACUAAGAAUGGAUCAGCCAAGAAUGGACCAGCCGAGAAUAGAUCAGCUGAGAAUGGAUCAGCCGAGAAUGGAUCAGCCGAGAAUGGAUCAGCCGAAAAUGGACCAGCCAAGAAUGAAUCAGCUGAAAAUGGACCAGCCGAGAAUGAAUCAGCUGAAAAUGGAUCAGCCAAGAAUGGAUCAGCCAAAAAUGGAUCAGCCGAAAAUGGAUCAGCCGAAAAUGGAUCAGCCGAAAAUGGAUCAGCCGAAAAUGGAUCAGCCGAGAAUGGAUCAGCCGAGAAUGGAUCAGCCGAAAAUGGAUCAGCCGAGAAUGGAUCAGCAGAGAAUGGAUCAGCAGAAAAUGGAUCAGUUGAGAAUAAAUCAGCCGAGAAUAGAUCAGCCAGGAAUGAAUCAGCCAAAAAUGGAUUAGCCGAAAAUGGACCAGCUGAGAAUGGAUCAGCCAAGAGUGAAUCAGCUGAGAGUGAACCAGCCAAGAAUGGAUCAGCUGAGACAAAUUACAAGGAAGUUUUUGAAAAAAUAUUACUUGCUGUCAAGAAAUCUAAAAAAUUAUGCAAAAAUUGGGUUUAUUUUAUUGAUUCUGGUGGUCAACCAGCAUAUCGAGAGUUGCUACCUCUUUUUACAAGAGCAGCUGCACUGAAUAUCAUCACCAUUGAUCUUACCAAAGGUCUUGAUGAGAAGAAGUGUGAGUUUCACUAUCGUAUUAGUCAAAAUACGUUCCCUAUUAAGACAAAGCUGCAGUAUUCUAAUCUCGAUAUAAUUCGCUCGACAAUUAGCUCCGAAGCUAUGUUGAAGCCAGCUAAAAUUCCUUAUGUCUCUUACAUGCCCCCCCACCCUCAUUACCUCAUACUUGGUACACGUAAAGAGUUGGUAACAAAGAAAAAGCAAAAAGAAAUGAAUGAAAGUCUCAAAGAGUAUAUCGCUGACAAAAAAGUCAUUUCACAUGACAAGGAUAAUAGCUCAAUUAUAUUUCCAGUUAAUACGUUGCUCCCUGCUGGGUCUAAGGAAAGAGAAGAAGCUAGUUUAGAGCUUUGUACUGCAAUUUCAAAUUUUAGAGUUGCUAUGACACUUAAUGUACCAAUUCGAUUGUUUAUUUUUGAGAUUGCACUACAGACAGAAGCUAAAAAAAAGGAACGGAGUUUUCUUACAGAAAAAGAAGUAACUGGAAUUGGUAAGCAUCUCUGGCCUAAUAAUAAAUCAGAUAUCGACAAAGCUCUGCAAUAUUUACACAAUGUCACUAUCAUUCUUUAUUUUCAUGAAGUCCUUCCGAAUAUAAUAUUUGUUGAUCCUAAACCAAUUCUUGAUGUUCUUUCACGUCUGAUAGCUAUCACAUAUAUCAACCAAUCUAAUCUACAUUUGAUUACAGAUCAACCUCCUUCAGCAGAUGAAAGAGAUAAUCUCAUUGAUUUUGGCCUCUUUAAUGAAAGUCUUUUAAAAGUUAUUGGUAAACAAAUUUUUGAUGUUGAUUUUAAAUCGUCUCACAUGAUCAAGCUUCUAAAGCACCUCCACAUCAUUGUUGAAGUUAGAAACAGAAAAGAAGGAGACUAUUUUUUUCCGUGUGCAUUACCAUCUUAUAAAAAGCUCAAUGACCCACCAACAGAAAUACAACCACUUUUCAUAGGAUGGGAGAUUAACAAUAGGGGAACAACAACUCUAGCCAUCCCUCAAGGAUUAUUUCCUUUAACCAUUGUACACCUUUUAAAAAAAAGAACAGAUGAAGUAGACUUUAGGAGUUUAUUUUAG
Molecule: messenger RNA, 1953 nt
Organism: Amphimedon queenslandica
Lineage: Eukaryota; Metazoa; Porifera; Demospongiae; Haplosclerida; Niphatidae
Exons: 3
Coding region: 1-1953 (650 amino acids)
Source: RefSeq, a predicted model, not a curated record